AUGCCGUUUAAUCUUAUGAUAGAUGAUUGUGGUCUAGUAGAUUUCCCUAACCAUGGCAAUACACUAUCAUGGAGAGGGAGGAGAUGGGGCAAAAUAGUACGGUGUCCGUUGGAUAGGGCGUUAGCCACAGAGGAGUGGCAUGACGUUUUCCCAAAAUCACAUGUCGAACAUUUAAAAAUGGUGGGAUCGGAUCAUAGGCCUAUUUUGGCCGCCAUCGAUAACAAAAUCCUGAAGGGGCGUCGGCAGUUUCGGUUUGAUAAACGGUGGCUCGGACAAGACGGGUUUACAGAAGCUUUAGAGAGCGGCUGGACACAAAAACGGAACGAUGGGGAGGCAAAAAUAGUUGAUAUGAUCAGUGGUUGUCGCCAUGCAAUCUCCCGAUGGAGGCAUGAUAACAAACCUUAUGGUAAGGAAAAGAUUGCGGAAUUACAGAAACUACUGGAGGAAGUCCAAAACGACGAUUUUCGGACGCAAGAGGAGCUUCUAGAAAUUACACAAAAGCUGAAGGAGGCUUAUAGAGAUGAAGAACAAUACUGGAAACAAAAGAGUCGUAAUAUGUGGCUAAAAGAUGGGGAUUUAAACACAAAAUUUUAUCAUGCAACAACGAAGCAGAGACGGGCGAUAAAUAGGAUGGUGGGUUUACAUAAUAAAACAGAUACUUGGGUUACAGGGGACAAAGAGAUGGAGAAAGUGGCGGUUGAUUAUUUCUCGGAAUUAUUCACAACCACUUCACCAGAUGGUUUCUCGGAAAUUCUGGAGGGAAUCACGGGACAAAUUACAGAUACGGAUAAUAUUUUGUUGACAAAACCCGCGACAGAAGAGGAAGUACGAUCAGCGCUGUUUUUGAUGCACCCGGAGAAAGCACCGGGACCGGAUGGGAUGACGGCUUUGUUUUUCCAACGGUCAUGGCCUAUAAUUAAAAUGGAUAUACUCCGUUUCAUAAAUGAUUUUUUAGCUUCGGGAUGUUUUGAUAAGAGGCUUAAUAUGACGAACAUAUGUUUGAUCCCUAAGACCGAGAGACCAACCCGUGCUCUCCCAGCUGAUUUCCGAGACUCAGUCGGCAUUUGUCCCAGGAGACUUAUUUCGGAUAAUAUUUUGAUAGCACAGGAGAUGUUCCACGGGUUACGGACAAAUAAGUCAUGUAAAGGGAAGUUUAUGGCGGUUAAAACGGAUAUGAGUAAAGCAUAUGAUAGGGUGGAAUGGCAGUUUGUUGAGGCUACUAUGCGAAAAAUGGGGAUUUCUAUCUCAGUAUGGUAUGAUCCAUGGAUUUCUGACUCUCGCCCGAGGUCAGCUAUAUGCAAGGGAAUUAAUUACUAUCCUCAUCUAAUGGUGAAUCAGCUGAUUAAUUCUCAGACAUCAACGUGGAAUCUCCCACUAUUACACCAACUGUUCGAAAGUACAGAAAUUGCUCGCAUUACGGGUAUUACAAUUGCAACGGGGUACAGAAAAGACACUUGUGGGUGGCUUUUCACCAAAUCGGGGCGAUAUACGGUUAAGUCAGGCUAUAGGGUUCUACAGGAGCUUGCGGAUGAAGAUGUGAUACCGGUAUUUGGGCCAGAUGUCCGUCGACUGCAAGCACAGUCAUGGAAAGUUAAAUGCACUACAAAGCUUCAACAUUUCAUUUGGCAGAUUAUCUCGGGAUGUUUAUCGGUUGGUGCACGGUUAUGCAGUAGGGGGAUGCGUGUGGAUCCCCUAUGUGUGCGAUGUGGUAUGGGAGAUGAAACAAUUAAUCAUAUGUUGUUUGAAUGCCCACCAGCCCGCCAGGCCUGGGCUCUAUCCCCUAUCCCAACGCCACUACAGUCCUUUCCUACGGAUGCACUUUUCUCUAAUAUGGCACACCUCUUUUGGGGUCUUCCAAAGGAUGAUGAUAUGCUCAUAUUUCCUUGGUUAUUAUGGUUCAUUUGGAAAGCACGUAAUUAUAAAGUCUUUUCAAAUGAUGACCAUGAUCCGGGAGAUGUUCUGGAAUCAGCGAUAACAGAAGCACGUGCAUGGGCUACUGCACAAACGGGAGAAAUAAUUGGACCAAUGGCUAGGGUCUCAUAUCCACGGACUGAGAUCGAGGGUGAAUGGUGCCAAAUAGAUGGAGCAUGGAAGGACACAGAGUGUCGAGCGGGUCUUGGUUGGUAUAACUUUGAUCCCGCGUCGGGUUCAAUCUUGGUGGGCUCAUGUAAUUUACGGCGAGGUUUAUCACCUCUGCAGACAGAAUUGGAAGCAUUAGUUUGGGCUAUUCAAAGUAUGCUAGCCCACAACAAAAGGCAAAUGAAUUUUCAAACAGAUUGUUCAGAGUUGGUAACCAUGGUGUCAAAACCUCCGGACUGGCCGGCUUUUGCGAUUUUGCUUGAAGAGGUGGAGAAGUGCAAAAGGAGCUUCCAGAUGUUUUCUCUAACUCAUAUACCAAGGACGAAGAACACGAAGGCGGACAAGCUAGCACGGAGUGCUCGAGAUCAGCCUUAUCACGUGUAUUAUGUAAACACAGUUCCACCGGUCACGCUUCCCGUGUCGAAUUAG
This is a messenger RNA of Microthlaspi erraticum, 2508 nucleotides long. The record is from the annotation of a GenBank genome assembly. Lineage: Eukaryota; Viridiplantae; Streptophyta; Magnoliopsida; Brassicales; Brassicaceae.